Molecule: messenger RNA, 363 nt
Organism: Myiozetetes cayanensis
Lineage: Eukaryota; Metazoa; Chordata; Aves; Passeriformes; Tyrannidae
Product: cytochrome c, somatic A-like
Biological process (GO): mitochondrial electron transport, cytochrome c to oxygen; mitochondrial electron transport, ubiquinol to cytochrome c
Cellular component (GO): mitochondrial intermembrane space
Molecular function (GO): electron transfer activity; heme binding
Source: RefSeq, a predicted model, not a curated record
AUGGGUGAUGUUGAAAAACGUGAGAUCUUUCUCAUGAAAUGUUCUCAGUGCCCCACUGUUGAAAAAGAUGGAAAGCACAAGACAGGACCAAAUCUUUGGGGUUUAUUUGGCUGUAGAACAGGACAAGCUGCAGUAUUUUCUUACUUAGAUGCAAACAAAAACAAAGGCAUUGUUUGGAGUGAGAAUACACUGCAAGAGUAUUUAGAAAACCCUAAGAAAUACUCUCCUGGUUUAAAAAUUAUUCUUGCUGCAAUUAAAAAGCAGAAUGAGCUGAUGUUAUUUGCAUACCUGAAAAAAGCAACUUCAUUGAACAUUGCUUCAGCAGCUGCAAUGUUAGUGAAAGAUGUUUUUAAUUUUGACUAG